UAUCUUAGUGUACAUAUUUGGUCUCCCAAGUGUUGAGAAGAGACUGAGAUGGGGAAGGGAGAGGGAUCAACGAAAGCUGAUAACAAAAAAGAGCUAGAAGAAGCGAAUGCAGUGAUGCAAGCCUGGAAGUAUGCGUUAGGGUUCACAGAGUUAGCGGUGCUAAAGUGUGCGAUCGAGCUCGGUGUGGCCGAUGAGAUUGAGACCCAAGGUGGCGCUGCCACUCUAUCUCAGCUCUCUGCUGCCCUCAACUGCUCCUACACUUCACUCUACCGAAUCAUGAGGUUUCUUGUCCACAACCGGGUUUUCAAGGCAAAGGCAGCAGCCACCCAAGAGGCCACCACUUAUUUGCAAACGGCGCUCUCCCGGCGCCUCCUCAAGGGAGGUGAGAAGAGCAUGGCCAGCUUGAUUUUGUUUGAGAGCACCCCGGUGGCUCCACCACCCUUCGAGGCAGCUCAUGGCCAGGACAUAUGGGCCUACACGGCCCAGGAUCCCGAACACAGUAGGCUCCUGGACGAGGCCAUGGCCUGCGAUGCGAGGCUAGCAGCAGCAGCAGUCAUUGGCAGCUGCCCAGAGGUGUUUGAAGGGAUUGAAGUGAUGGUCGAUGUAGGGGGAGGCAAUGGGACAUUCGUGGGGAUGAUGGUGAAGGUCUUACCGCAGAUCAAAGGCAUCAACUUCGAUCUGCCUCAUGUCGUCUCCAUUGGCCCACACUGGAAUGGGGUGGAGCACGCCGGAGGAAACAUGUUUGAGAGCAUCCCCAAGGCCGAUGCCACUUUCCUAUUGAAGGUACUCCAUGAUUGGUCCGAUAGCGAGUGCAUCCAAAUAUUAAAGAAAUGCAAAGAAGCCAUUGCUGAAGAUAACAAUGAUGACAGCAUCUCCGACGGGAAACAGAUUAAGAAGAAGAGGAAGAAGGUGGUAAUUGUCGAAGCUGUGAUUGAUGAUGAUUAUGAUGAUGAGGAGCAAGAUGAACAAGGCAGUCAGUUGCAGAGCUGGACUGGGGUGAGGUUGGGACUUGACAUGGUGAUGAUGGCCCACACCAAUGGAGGCAAAGAAAGGACCCGCACAGAGUGGGCCCAUGUCCUCAAUGAAGCUGGAUUCUCUAGUUUCUCCAUCAAGCCCACCUCUGCUGUCCAAUCCAUUAUUGAAGCCUUUCCUUGAGCUUGCUAUUGAAUACUUGAAUAGUCCCUCACAUGGUUUUAACAUAAAAACUAUUAUAUCAUUGAUUUGACAUAGUUGUCACCAUACAACUUCGGACUCACUUUUACAUGCAUCGGUAAUUGACAAAGAAGAUUCGAAUAAAGUCAUAGACUGGAUAUAUAUAUAUAUAUAUAUAGAGAGAGAGAGAGAGAGUUUAAUCAGCUUGCUUGUUGAGAUCAUCUCCAGAUGAAUUAGGAAUGACCCAAAGUUGGGAGAGGUUGAAUUCGUCUGGAUUUGCAACCUCAAUUGCCCAUACAUUUAUGUUUGCUUUUACUCCACAGUACAACUGAUGUACAGCCAGAUACCUAAUUGUGUGUUGAUUAACCAAUGUCCGAAAUACUCUAUUAAUAAAGAUGGUGGAUCCAAAAAAUGGAAAAUAAAAA
Messenger RNA from Punica granatum (pomegranate), 1577 nucleotides. NCBI's taxonomy places the organism in Eukaryota, Viridiplantae, Streptophyta, Magnoliopsida, Myrtales, Lythraceae. The record is from RefSeq and is a predicted model, not a curated record.